GUUAUUCGUUUUAGCUGAACAGCAGCGUCAUAUCGGUUAAACUGGUUUAUUUUAGAUGGGUAAACGUUAUUACUGCGAUUAUUGUGACAGAUCAUUUGUUGAUGAUUAUGAAGCGAGGAAAAAACACAUAUCAGGGUCAAUGCACGUGAGAUUGAGAAAAGAACAUUAUGAUGCUUUUCGCGAUGCAAAGACCAUAUUGGCAGAAGAAUCAGCAAAAGUACCGUGCAAGAGGUAUCAGCAGACUCGUGAAUGUGUUUUUGGCACCAACUGCAGAUUUUCACACUACACUGCAGAAGACUUAAUGAAUUUAAAAAUGAAAGUUGAAGAAGAAGAAGAGCGACUGGAAAGAGAGAAGUACACAAGACUGGAUCUUGAUCAUGAUGAUGGUCCAACUUUGACAUCUUGGCUACAGAAGAGAAGUAAAAUGAAAACCUCCAAGAGCACUGUUGAGGAGCACAAACCUAAAGCAACAGUUCUCUGGGAACUUCCACCUGAACUACAAGAGGUUCCUGAUCUUCCUCCAUCUCUCCAACCACUAAGAGUGGAAGAUUUCACAAAUGCAGAAUUUGAAACUUGGGGCUGAUAUGUAUAUAUUACGGCUGGAUGUAUUGUAUGUUUAUUCGUAACCCGUCAAGUUUAAAUUCAACAAUUUGUUGUUCUAAAUUCCAUGAUGUUGGGACUGUUCUUUCAGCUCAUGGGUAUCUUAUAUAGUCCCUGUGCUCUUCUUUGCAGUUGGUUCUGAGUUAUAUGGCUUUCUUAAAAUUGUUUCCUAUGCAAUUUUUGGUUUCAGUUGGUUCAAAGCAAUUA
Schistocerca cancellata (South American locust) is the source of this 807-nucleotide messenger RNA. Its product is annotated as zinc finger matrin-type protein 5. Gene Ontology annotation, molecular function: zinc ion binding. The transcript has 3 exons. NCBI's taxonomy places the organism in Eukaryota, Metazoa, Arthropoda, Insecta, Orthoptera, Acrididae. The record is from RefSeq and is a predicted model, not a curated record. Gene Ontology annotation, cellular component: U12-type spliceosomal complex. The coding region runs from base 56 to 583 and encodes 175 amino acids.